Trichoderma citrinoviride is the source of this 1014-nucleotide messenger RNA. RefSeq lists its product as hypothetical. NCBI's taxonomy places the organism in Eukaryota, Fungi, Ascomycota, Sordariomycetes, Hypocreales, Hypocreaceae. The record is from RefSeq and is a predicted model, not a curated record. Gene Ontology annotation, molecular function: nickel cation binding. Bases 1 to 1014 code for a protein of 337 amino acids. The transcript has 2 exons.
AUGACAUCGCAAGAUGAAAUCGAAGCUGAAAUCGCGCAACUCGAACGUCGCCUCCACGAGGCAAAAGCCCGCCUACGCGCUCUCAGCCCACCAUCGUCCAAGACCCCAAGCAGCAGCAUCCCGUCUCAUCCCCUCGUCCCCUCCGCACCAUCAUCAUCCUCCUCUUCCUCCUCAACAACAACGCACUUCCUCCUCCUCCUCUCCGACUCCGCCCUCCCCAUCGGCUCCUUCGCCUUCAGCAGCGGCCUCGAGUCCUUUGCCGCGCACAACAACAACAACACUGCCGGAGCCCGCAGCAGCGGCGGCGCCUCCUUCUCCUCCUUCCUGCCCCUCUCGCUCUCGUCCUACGCGUCCUCGACGCUGCCCUUUGUCCUCGCCGCGCAUCGCCGGCCGCAGGCUCUCGCGGAACUCGACGACCAGCUCGAUGCGGCCGUCGUCUGCACCGUCGGGCGCCGCGCGAGUGUCGCGCAGGGAAGGGCCCUGCUGAGCAUAUGGGAGCGUUCCAUUAAAGCGACUCUUCUCCCCUCCUCCUCCUCCUCCUCCUCCUCCUCCUCCUCCUCCUCCGGUCCCCCCACCGCCAGCAGCGGCAGCAGAAUCUCCUCCGAGGACGCCCUUGUGCUCAGCGACUUCUCCGCCCUCCUCCGCCGCGAAAGCAGCAAGUCCAGCGGCGGCGGCGGCGGCGACGGCGACGGCGAGCCCCCCCUCGUCUCGGCCCACCUCGGCCCCCUCUUCGGCGUCAUCGCCGCCGUCGUCGGCCUCUCGCUCCGGCAGACGGCCUACGUCUUCAUGCUGAGCCACGUCAAGGCGCUGGUCUCGGCCGCCGUCAGGGCCAACAUGUUCGGGCCCUACCAGGCGCAGAAGCUGCUCGCGAGCGAGCAUGUCCAGGCGCUCAUCAACGACGUCGUGGAGAGGGAGUGGCACACCCCUGUGGAGGAGGCUGGGCAGAGCGUGCCGGUCAUGGACUUGUGGGUUGGGCGGCAUGAGCUGCUUUACUCGAGGAUAUUCAACAGCUGA